AUGCUGAUCGGAAAUUCAAAAUCUUCAGGGGAGGCACUAGCCCAAUGCCUCCAGGAGUCGGACUGUAUUAUGGUACAGCGCCAUUCGCCCCGUGAGUGUCUCAGCCCUCCUCAUGCCGAGGAGUUGCCUAUGAGAUGCCAGCAGCUGCGAAAAGGAUUCAGCGAGUGCAGGCGCGGUCUGAUUGAUAUGCGCAAACGCUUCCGUGGCAAUCAGCCCAUCUCGGUGUCCAAGGAAAUGGAAGGCGGAAAGUCCGGCAACGCGUCCUCUGGUGGACAGCUUUAUGCCGGGCAACCCGCAUACCAGACCGUCAAACCACUAAACGGCGACGAAGUGCAGAUGGAUCCUGAGAAGACACGAGGCCUGUAA
This is a messenger RNA of Penicillium soppii, 366 nucleotides long. Its product is annotated as PET191 family protein. The coding region runs from base 1 to 366 and encodes 121 amino acids. The transcript is spliced from 2 exons. Gene Ontology annotation, biological process: mitochondrial respiratory chain complex IV assembly. Lineage: Eukaryota; Fungi; Ascomycota; Eurotiomycetes; Eurotiales; Aspergillaceae. Gene Ontology annotation, cellular component: mitochondrion. The record is from RefSeq and is a predicted model, not a curated record.